ACACCAAACCCCCAUUCCCCUUCUCUCUCUAAGUUCCUCACUCUACCCACCCCCUAACCGAUCUGCCUUCAAAAAACUUUUUUUUUCGUUUUCACUAAAAAACCAAAGAAUCUCUGUCCGGAUUCUGAAAAAAUGGCCGAUUUUAUCCAAGAAGAGGGUAUUUACUAGGAUGAUUAUCAAGCGAUACGUACUCAUUUUACCCAAUUUUUUGUUGUUGUUAUAAUGAUUUAUUAAUUUAUAUACUACUUUAUAUACUAAAUCAUCAACUUAUAGUGAAAGUUAAAUUCUUCUCUAUGAUGCAUACCAUAUAGUCCGCAGGGGUACGAAGAAUGUGCUUGAAUGGAACGACGUCAACUUGCCCUUUCUAAAAAGGGCAAGAUUGGAUUCGAUUAGGCACUUUAAUGGAAUCAAGAUCGACCGCCAACUCAUCACAGCAUUGGCAGAGAGAUGGCGAAAGGAGACACCCUGCUUCAAUUUUCGUGAAGGCGAGUGCACCAUCACACUUAAGGACAUCGUCAUCCUAACCGAUUUGCCAUUAAUGGUCAUGUUAUUUGUGUGGACUCUAUGCCACCACCUAAAGUUGUUGUCAAUAUGAGUGGUUGGCAGCAUUUUUUAUGGACGGUCACCGGGUUGUGUCUGCCAGAAAAGGGAGAUCACGAUGUGGAUGGUAAUCCACCAUUAUCCAAGGGACAAGUAUCUAUCACUUGGUUGACAGCGGAGAUCAGGCGUAAGCACAACCCUGAGUUCGGAGGCAUUCCCCUCACGGAGGAAAGUUCGGAGCGUGAUAAAGACAUUUAUGCACGUAUCUACAUCCUCGGCAUGAUCGGAGGAGUUUUUUCCCCCAAGAAAUCCAACAAUUUAAUCAUCAAUUCAUGGUUGAAGAUCAUACUUGGGUGUUGGGAUGAUAUGGGAAACCUGAGCUGGGAAUCUGCUUGCCUAGCUCAUCUCUACCGCUCCCUCUGUAAUGCUAGUGCGUGAGCGGUGAAGGAGAUUGAUGGGGCCAUGUUCAUCGUCCAAUUUUGGGCUUGGGAGCAUUUUCCAUGGAUUGCGCCGAAGGUACACCCCGACACGGAAUAGGGACCCGACCAUCCCUACGACAUGAGCUGGGCAUCUGCUUGGCUAGCUCAUCUCUACCGCUCCCUCUGUAAUGCUAGGCGUGAGCGGUGAAGGAGAUUGAUGGGGCCAUGUUCAUCGUCCAAUUUUGGGAUUGGGAGCAUUUGCCAUGGAUUGCGCCGAAGGUAGACCCCGACACGGAAUGGGGACCCGACCAUCCCUACGACAUGAAGAUUAUGGUUGUAGGUAAAUAUUUUCUAUCCCACUCAUAGUUCUCACCUUUUUUUACUAAUUCACUAUUUUAUAACGAAAUUUUUAUUAUGUAUUAACAUGAUGUACUUUUGGAAUUAAUAGGUGGCUUGGUGAAAAAAACAUGCGACAACCUAGGAGCGCAUAAGUUGGAGGAGUAUCGUAGGAGGCUGGAUCGCCUUUGGGAAGCAGAGAUGACCAUCAUAAUACACUAUUACUUCCUGCUUUAUUUUCAAGUUGUACUCGGGUGGGUACUGGUAUCCUACUUGUUGGUUCUCAUCCGUCUGUUGAGCUUCUUCUUCAUAUGAAGGGAAGGAUUGAUGAUGACCUCCAGUUCCAUCAUGAUACUCCUGCCACUAGUUCGAGGGUUCGAGGCUUGGUACUCCUGGUGGGGAUGAUCUUCGUAUAAUACACUCCCACCGUGGAUACCAAAUGUUUGGCCAUCUCCAGAAUGACCUACACCGCCUUCAAUGGCCUCGGUGUAAACGAACAUCUCCGCUUGCUUAAUUUUAUUGGUGGUCAAAAAUUGGACCAUGGCAUCAACGUCCUCCUAAGUGGUAAGGAGGAAUUCCUCAUUCCAUAGCGAUCUGUCAUGUCUGUUUGGAUAUCGAUACACCAUUUGAUCAACUCUUCUAGUGUCAUCCAUGCAGGUAAUCGGAGUGCACAUUUGAUGGAGCUCUUCAAGAAUCGGUCUCGUACGGACCUUCAUUUUAUAAAAAUUGCCACCCACAUAACUUACACCCUUUUCGGGCUCUUCCGUGUAACCAUUCCACCUCAACCCAAGCGUGAACCUUUGGAAUGCCAUCUGCAAUAUAACUGUAAUUAAGUUACUAACAUAAAACCAUAAAGGACAAUGAAAAGUAAUACAAAACAAACUAACGAAUUAACGUUAAUCGCAAAAACUAAAUAAUUUAAAGGUGCACAACUGAAAUUUGAAGAAGAAUGAGGAGGAGUGAAGAUUUUGAGUUCUCUGGAGCGGCCUUUUAUAGGCGAAUUUUACACUACAAACCGCCCAGGGCGGGGGCGGGGGGGGGGGGGGGGGGGGGGGUGGUGGAGUGAUUUUAGGUCUGCCAUGCAGCCCCACCUCCUACAUGCCGAUAUGUCGGAUGACCAGGCACAAACCGCAGCUGGAGGGAGCGGUUUACGUGGCACAAACCGCCAGACGGGGAAGCGGUUUAUGUGUCCACAUGGUAAACCGCGGCCUGGUGGUGCGGUUUACCAAGCCGACAUAUAACCGCUCCCUGAGGAAGCGUUUUGUGGUAGGGCAACCAUAAAAAUCGCGCCUUCUUUUUGCGGUUUUACCUGAAAAGGAAAACCGCCUCUUGACCAGGCGUUUCUAAGGUAAAUUGCAGCCUGUUGGUGCGGUUUAUAUAUUAACCACCCCUUAGAGGCGCGAUUUUAAAUAAACGGUGGUAUUUUUGGAAAUUGUUGGGAAUGGGUGGUAUUUGUGUAAUUUUUUUUUUAAUAGUGGUAGUUUUGGAUUUUUCCGGAAUGGCAAUGGGGCAGGUCCGGGGCGGGUUUCUUGGUACCCAGACCCGCCUCGUGGCAGGUUGGAUCUAGGUCGGGUAAUUUAUCACGGGUUGCAGGUCAGGGCAGGUCGACCCAAUGGGUAUGUACUUUAUAUGAAAAGCAUUAGAAAUAUUCAUUAUUUUUAUUAUAAGACCAAGAAAACAAACAAUAUUAUGAUUAAUGUAGUUAAAUUAUUAGAGAAAUUGAGGAUUUCACUAUUUUACAACUUUUUCAUAGCUAAAUUAUGAUGUAAUAAAAGAAAAUUCUAAGUAAUUUGACUAAGAUUACAUGUAAUUUAGGCAAGAACGGGUCGAGAAUGAGGAGGGCCAGGACAGGUCGAGUCGAUGAGAGUACCCAUGCCCGCCCCGCCACGCCUAUGGGGCGGGUCGGACCCGCUUCAAAACAGGUCGGGUAAAACGGGUCAAGUCGAAAUUGCCAUCCCUAAAUAUCGUUAAGGGGAGUACACGAUGUUCGUGGUCCUUGACUCGAGGGGAGGAUUGUUAUGAGGACAAUCCAAGUACCAAAUCGGUAAUACAAGGGAAGAAACCUUUGUAUAUUAGUGUCCACCAAACUCAUUAGUACGAGGCAUUUUGGGGAGGACACCCAAGAGUAAAACCGUGCGGGCUGGGCCCAAAGCGGACAAUAUCGUACUAAUUGAACAACUCGAUUUCGACAAGUGGUAUCAGAGUCUGGUUCGGUUCGGGGCGGUGUCCUCAACGAUUAUCUUGAUUCGCUAGACACCUUGUAUCGAUGGGCUUCUCGAUACAAGGACUUUACCAGACGCAGAACUCUCUUUGAUCUGCUUUCCAAAUGCGAAACUCUUUUUGAUCCGCCAAGUCCAAACGUUGAUCUCUCCUGGAUCCACCUCAAAUCCCGAGGUCACCGAAUGAGGGUCCCGCCGAACUGACGUCCACCGCCCCGAACCGAACCAGCAUUGUUAUUAAAGGCGAACCGAACCGUUCGAUCGAACCGGUAAAACCGGCACCCGACCACUAACUCUGUUCAGAAUACUCCAAAAGCCGCAGCGGUCAGGAAGGUCGGUCGGUGAGCGGCCGAAGCGGUUAACCGCUCGGGCUGUUCGAAUUGGUCGAACGGUUUUAAGCACGUAGGUUCCAUUUGAAAAAAUCAGUCCUUACCUUUUCAGUCAGAUAUGGGCUGUUGGGUGGAGUUACCAAAAAAAAUAAAUUUAUACCGUCUCAAUGCGGUUACUUCCCUAUUUCUCAGGCACUUUAAAUUUUAAUUUGAUUUCCCAUGCACAUUACACAAGCGGUUGCUUAGGUAUUAGCAAUUUUUUUUAUAUAUUCCAGCUAUUCCUAAUGAAUAUUUGUUAAACAU
Linum trigynum is the source of this 4146-nucleotide messenger RNA. NCBI's taxonomy places the organism in Eukaryota, Viridiplantae, Streptophyta, Magnoliopsida, Malpighiales, Linaceae. The record is from the annotation of a GenBank genome assembly.